UUGACACGUUCUUUACCAUCACUUGUCAAACCGAAUAAUUUGAUUAUUUGUUUUAUUAUAUAGAUAGUUUUAUUAAAAUAUUCUAAUUUCUGUGUAUAAAACCUUAAAAGUAUGAGUUAAUGUAAUAAUUAUUAACAAAUAUUAUUAAUUGUUGUGGGAAUUAUUGAAUAUAUUAGAUAAACAUGUCCUACGUUAAUACGGGUGACCUACUGAAUUUUCAAGAUUAUUCGCCCGAGCAUAAUAGGACCGCUCGAAUUGACGUGGAAGCUGUGCACACAAAUCAAUAUAAUAGCGGAAACUCAAAUUUCAAUUAUGAAGAGCCAAAAAUUGUUACUGAGGAUGAAGAGCCAGCUCCUAAAAGUGGAAAUCAUAACUUUUGGACAAUAGAGUAUUACCAGAAGUAUUUUGAUGUACAUACAAAUGAGGUGGUGGAGAGAAUAAUAUCGUCGGUGCUCCCACAGAAAGUAUCACGGAACUAUUUUGAUGAGAGAAUCAAGGGUAAACCUGAUCUUUAUGGACCCAUAUGGAUAUCUGUGACAUUGAUUUUCACAAUCGCUGUUAGCGGCAAUAUUGCAAGCUACCUUCAAAAUGCAAACAAAGAGAUACACUGGAGAUAUGACUUUCAUCUGGUAUCCUAUGCGGCCACUGCAAUAUUCUGUUAUGUGUGGCUUGUCCCUCUGGCUCUGUGGGCAGCAUUGAAGUUUACUAUUGUCCCUGAUGGACAGGAGCAGCUUGAGACACAGACACCAGAAUCGCCAACAAUGAUGUCACUGUUCUGUCUGUAUGGCUAUUCAUUAUCCAUAUACAUUCCAGUAGCUAUUCUGUGGACUAUCCAAGUGUCAUGGCUGCAGUGGCUUCUCGUGCUCUUAGGAGCAUUCGUUUCCGGAGCUGUGCUGAUUUUCUGGCUCUUGCCGGCUUUGAGGAAGUCCAAAUACUUCCUUGUUCUUAUUGCUUCAAUACUGGCAUUCCAUUUUCUCCUUGCGGCUGGGUUCAUGCUGUAUUUCUUUCAUGUACCAGAUAAUGUAACUACUGUUUUAACUACUUCAACUACUGCUAAGGCCAUUGUUAAUUCUGCAUAAAGUUGUAAGAUUAUUUUAAAUAAAGAUUAUUUAAUUGAA
This is a messenger RNA of Leptidea sinapis, 1118 nucleotides long. Its product is annotated as protein YIPF1. The record is from RefSeq and is a predicted model, not a curated record. Gene Ontology annotation, biological process: vesicle-mediated transport. Gene Ontology annotation, molecular function: small GTPase binding. Gene Ontology annotation, cellular component: Golgi apparatus; membrane. Bases 183 to 1079 code for a protein of 298 amino acids. The transcript is spliced from 5 exons. Lineage: Eukaryota; Metazoa; Arthropoda; Insecta; Lepidoptera; Pieridae.